UAGCCUUUGCUCUGGUCAGUGUGGCCAGGGGUUUAUUGAACGAAUGGAAGAAUCUUCGGCUUCAGAGACGUUUUUGCAGCACCCUCUAGUCUGAUAUCUAAUAGUACCACCCUGUACUGGGUCCGAUUAGAUUAGAUAUUGACGUUAAGCUGUCGGAAGUGGCUGUAGCGUAUUCUGUUUUGUUGAGUUGCCCCCCUCCCCACUUCUUCUACUGCUUCCAGUGCAGCAGUGUAGUUUGUGACCAUGCCUAGGACGUCUGCAGGCUACUUCAGCCGUGUGGAACAGAACCCGGAGUUCUCGUGGGUCGGGAAGGGGUUACAGCUGGAGAGGAGACUGAAAGAUCGCCUUUACUACAGUGGUUUCCAGCAUGGUGACAUUACAGUGUCAAAGGGAGACUUUGUGUACGUGGAGAAUGCUGACUCUGUGGACCCAGACGACCGUUUUGUGGCCAAAGUCAAGGCCUUGUAUGACACAGGAGAUGAUGAUGAUGAUAGUCGCCACGUGGCUGUUGUACAAUGGUACAUGUGGUACAAAGAAAUCCCCGCCGGCAAGAGGCGUUUGGUACAGUCCAACGACUCGCGGGAGGUCUUCGAGUACACAAACAAGCGCGUGGACACAGACAUCGACGCUGAAACCAUCUGUGGCCGAUGCCAGAUUGUGACGACCAGCCCAAAUGAUGACCCUGAUGAGGCUAUUGAUGAAGAGGAUACAGAACUGGAUGUCUUUUUUGUCCGUUACGCCUUUAACGGGGAUGUCUUCACUGCCAUCAUGCCUCCGGUUAGAGAAUCUUCAAAGACACCAGCAAAGACUCCUCUGAAACAGCAGCCCAAAACUCCAGCCCAAACACCCUCAAGAUCAACGAGGUCACGGUCAAGGGCGUCUCGAGAUGACGACAACAACAACAAGUCCAGGCAGUCUGCUGGAAAGACACCAGCAAAGACUCCUGGGAAAUCAAGCUCAAAGGCUUCUGGGAACACGUCCAGAACUCCUGCUAGGUCAGAGGUCAGGAAAACUGGAGGAGCUGAUUUGAAAACUCCAGGAAAAACUGGACGUAACAGGGGAGAAACUCCAGCUAAGAAAGUUCAUCUGGUUUCACCAAAGAACAGGUCCUUCUCCACCACUGAUGUCCUGGAUAUCCUGACUUCACCUGAACCAGAUGUCUUCUAUGAUGAUGAUGAUGAUGAUGAUGAUGAUGACAGUAGCAGUGAUGAGGAGGAGGAAGAGGAGGAUGAUGCCAUGGCUAUGAGGAGAGCUCUGUCACCUGAUGGUGCAACACCUUCAAGGAGCAGAAACAGACAGGCACUGAAGAAAGCUGCACGGGACAGAAGGGAAGACCUUUCUAAGGCCCCUGUCCCUGUGACAACCAAGAGAACAAGAUUUAGCGUAACAAAUGACAAGAUAGAGAAAAACACGGAGGAAAAAAAUCAGAAGAUGCGCGACAAAAAACGGCUCAACUUGCUGAAUGGCAUCGUUCUUCUAGAACCUGUUCAAAUCGCAAAACUCACUCCUCCAAGAAAUGGCUUACGUCUGAGAAUGGGCAGUAACCCCAAGGACGUCACAAGUAGUCUGAAGACGGUGGCUAAGGCAACUCCAAGACAUGAGGCGGAGAUUAAGAAAACAACAGUGACUCCAAAGCUGUUGAAGAGAGACCAGAAGGGAUGGGAGGUUGUGGCUAAGACAGGUUCUGCGAGGAAGUCCACACGGCUGGCAGAGAAAAAGACACCAUCAAGGACAUUGAGAGCAAGGUCCAAGCAAGAUCUAGAGUUAGAACAUGCAGACAGUGACUCAGACGGACCCAGUAGUAGGAAGAAAUCUACCAGAGGAGAAUCCAGCAAGAGAAGAUCCACUGUGCGAUCUAGAGGUACAAAACUAGAUCUAGAGUUAGAAUGUGGGGACAGUGACUCAGAUGAAUCCAGUGUUAGAAAGAAAUCCACCAGAGGAGAAUCCAACAAGAGAAGAUCCACUGCGCGUGGGAAAGUCCUGAAGGAUCUAUCUGGUGAUGAAGACACUACAGACGACGAUGAAGACUACAGACCCAGCCAGAAGAUACCAGCUUCAUCUAGGAGACAUCAGCAAAACAUCAGGGACGACUCAGAAAGCGACUCUAGUGAAGACAGUAGUAGUAGUGAUGACGAAAAGAUUCCUUCUAGAAAGUCUUCAAGGAAGUCUUUAAGCAGAGCAACGCCAGCUAAGAAAGUAGUUAAGACACCGAAGAAGACCCCUGCGAAGACUCCUUCACGACGGAAGAGUGUGCGGGUAGACGACAUGAUGCCAAACAUUCCCAAAACUCCACGCCAAAGAAAAGAACCAAUGGGGGUUCUAGAGCAAGCCAGAGCCAGGCUUCAUGUGAGUGCAGUUCCAGAGUCUCUGCCAUGUCGAGAGUGGGAGUUUGGAAACAUCUACUCCUUUGUGGAGGGCAGACUGUUAGACGGGACUGGAGGGUGCAUGUACAUAUCCGGGGUCCCGGGAACGGGAAAGACCGCCACGGUACACGAGGUCCUGCGCUGUCUGCAGGAGGAAGUGGACGACAGUAACCUGCCCGAGUUUCAGUUUGUGGAGAUCAACGGCAUGAAACUGACAGACCCUCACCAGGCCAACACACAGAUACUCAAGGCCCUGACAGGACAGAAGGCCACUCCUGAACAUGCUGCUGAGAUUUUAGACAAGAGGUUCAACACACCAGCUCCACGCCGAGAGUCCACUGUUCUGCUAGUGGAUGAGUUGGACCUAUUGUGGACCAGGAAGCAGAGUGUGAUGUAUAACCUGUUUGACUGGCCCACCAGGCCCCAGGCCAAACUUAUCGUGCUGGCCAUUGCAAACACCAUGGACCUGCCUGAGAGAAUGAUGAUGAACAGGGUAUCCAGUCGCCUGGGGCUCACGCGGAUGACAUUCCAGCCCUACACGUUCCGACAGUUACAAGAAAUCGUCAUGUCACGCAUGAAAGGACUGCAGGCCUUUGAAGACGACGCCAUCCAACUUGCUGCUAGAAAGGUUGCCGCCGUGUCUGGCGAUGCCAGGAGAGCGUUGGACAUCUGUCGACGUGCCACAGAGCUGGCCGAGCUGGCCAAGACGCCAGGCCGGAAGACAGCAGCCCUGGUGAACAUGAGUCACGUGGACACUGCAGUACAGGAGAUGUUCUCUUCUCCCAAGAUUAUGGCCAUAAGAAAUGCAUCACUUCAAGAGCAGUUAUUUCUCAAGGCUGUCGUCGCAGAGUUCCGCCGAUCUGGACUGGAAGAGGCCACUUUUCUACAGGUUUCCCAGCAGCAUGAAUGUCUGUGUAGGCUCGAUGGUGUGACUGUCCCGACCAUGUCGCAGCUGUCAGGUGUCUGCUCCACGCUGGGGGCCAGCCGGCUGCUGCUGGUGGAGGCUGGGAAGAGCGACUUGAGCCAACGUGUCCGCCUCAACGUCAGUCAGGACGACGUCAUGUACGCGCUCAGGGACACCACGUAAAGCAGGGCCGCCAUUACUAUCAUGAAAGUUCAUCUGUGUUGGUAGUGACAUGUUUAAAUCAAAACUUUCGAACCAACACAAUAAAGUUCUCUCACCUAGAGCUUUUUCGACCAGUCACUUCGGUCUUCCUUGGUAGACUGACCCAGUGAGGCU
This is a messenger RNA of Branchiostoma belcheri (Belcher's lancelet), 3603 nucleotides long. Its product is annotated as origin recognition complex subunit 1-like. Gene Ontology annotation, molecular function: ATP binding; DNA replication origin binding; ATP hydrolysis activity. Bases 244 to 3450 code for a protein of 1068 amino acids. Gene Ontology annotation, biological process: mitotic DNA replication checkpoint signaling; DNA replication initiation. The transcript has 17 exons. Gene Ontology annotation, cellular component: nuclear origin of replication recognition complex. Lineage: Eukaryota; Metazoa; Chordata; Leptocardii; Amphioxiformes; Branchiostomatidae. The record is from RefSeq and is a predicted model, not a curated record.